AUGAAAACUGUUGCGUCUCUUCUUGCAAUAAUUGGAGUCUUACUCACCCGUUGGACUGACAUCCGAGGUGACGAAAGUAUGUGCUAUAAGUUCUGCUGUGAGGAUAAUUCAAACAUAAAUUUAACAAACUGUUGCAGUGAGGCAACUUCGCAUCUGUUACCUCCACGGUUUUACAGCUUUACGUGCGUGAGGCAGCUUCUUGAGCUCUGCGCUUCUUCUGUAAACGAUUCUAAGAUUGAUGUGGCAAAGCAGAAUUUACAACAAAAUUGCAGAAUCAAUUGUACUGAAAAUGUCCUUACUACCUCUCAGUCAACAAACAUUUCGGUUAACUGGAAGGAGCCAAAGUUUUGGCCGGAGGAUAAAGAAUUACCUAGUGCUUUCAAACACAGUUGGGAAAAACGCGGGGAAUUUAUUUUGCGGAUGAUGUCGCAUUUGUGCGUGAACACGGCCAAAGCGCCCUUAAACUGUUUGAUCACGUAUAAUUACCCUGUCUUUACUGGAGAGAAAAACUGCGAGAAAAAAACAUUUGUGUGUGGUUUAAACGCGCCACCAGCUUACUUAGUUAUGAAAGAAGGAAACAAUGAUAUCGUAACGGUGGUUUCCUAUUCUGCUGCCCAUCUCUGGCCAAUAAUUUGUAUCUGUGUCACUUGGACGUUGAUAUCAGGAGUUAUCAUAUGGCUGUUGGUAAGUUGAUCAGUCUCCCUCUCGAUAUACAAUGGGUAUUGAUCUGGUACUUGUUUUUACCUAUUUCAAAUCAUGUUCUAUUGUCUCAAUUGAGGCCCGAUAUUACUGUAUGAUAAAUCAAACUAUCGCCGAUCCUCAGCGUACUCAAGGAUGGUUUGGUAAGAAAAUGGCGUAGUAUAUUAAGGACUCACUGAACAUAUGCUACCCGUUUGGUCAUGACAUUUGCAUCCAAUCCAACCAUCGUGCCUCGGCGAUCUCCCUUAUCGAUUGCUCAACAACGUUUGUUCCGUUAUUCCUUCGCCAUAUAUUUUCAAUAAAUUCCAAUUCUACGAGGUUUUUGAAGAAAACGACAAAAGUUUUAAGUUUGUAAAACAUGUUUCGACAGAAACUUCUGUCAUCUUCAGUUGAUUACUAUACAAAGCGUUGAAGGUUGAAUUUAUAAUAAAUAGAGUGAUGCUUCCAAAGGGUCUUUGGAAACGUCCUUACAUGGUGUAAUUGUUGAUUCAAAGAGGGUUGUUCUCUUUGAAUAUGACUAGCCUCUUUUAUCUUGAGUUGAAAACCGGAGAGGCGUGAUCCAAAACAUGGAGGCUAUCUGCUGAACACAAAGCGCGACAAUGUUCAGAAUCUUGCAGAUGUUUGAAAAUGUGAGUGCUCUCUAACACGCGUGGAAAGAUGCCGACGGGCUCCGUUUACGUGUGGUUUAUAAGUUUGCAUGUGUUGGCUGUAAUGCCUGUUACCUCCGCGAAACGUGCCAUGUAAAUCUCAAACUAUCCUUUUAAUUAUCACACUUUCAUGCUUUACCUCCUUCUUGUUGUCACCAUUUCAUAAUUAGCAUUUUUCUAUCUAUAUAAAUUCAACUUCCAGUGACAGGGCCUCUCACAUUUUCAAACAUCAGCGAGAUUCUGAACAUUGUCGCGCUUUGAGUUCAGCAGAUAGCUCAUAUGUUUUAGAUCACGCCUUAAAAGACUUAAAAGUUUUGUCGCUUUCUUUAAGUUCUUGACUAGCCUGCUAAUAUCAAGACCCUUCAGAAACAUUUUUCUCUACGAGGUUUGCAUUCAAAAGCUAGCUUUCUCGACAAAGAAUCUUUCAAUUCAUCAGAGCUUACUUUUCGGUUUCAGGAUCGACGAAAAAACUCUGAGGAGUUUCCACGGUCCUUCUGGGAAGGCGUUCGCGAAGGAACGUGGUGGGCAGUGGUUACCAUGACUACUGUUGGGUUUGUGGAAAUCACCUACUCUAGAUAAUUCUAUCAUGCAAAUUUAUUCACUCAAGCGGCAAAAAUUGUAGGAUGACUGGUUGCUGAUGAUUACUUGAUUUAUCUUACUUUGGGCGUGUGAAGACCAGAUAACUAGAAUAUUUUCUUAAGGAUCAUUCUGGCCGGAUUUUAGAGAACUGCUGUAAUGCAUACCUAGAGAAACUGUACAAAAGUUAACUCUACUAUCUAAACAACUGUAUUUUUUUCCUUUCUUUUCAAGAUAUGGAGACAAGUCCCCCAAGUCUUCACUAGCUCGUAUUUAUGCUGCAGCUUGGAUGAUAAUCGGUAUGAUCAUUCUCUCCAUAUUCGCAGCUGAAGUUUCCUCCAUAUUGACAGCAAGUCAGACAAAACCUCACCAUUCUCUCCUGAAUCGAUCUGUAAUUAUAUCUUUAAAUCGUUAUUACUUUUUGUCUCAAUUGUCCUCGUGUAAAUGACAUGUAUGUUUAAUUUUGCAUAAUUUUGAAUCUCAAGCAUGAAAGGUACUGAAUAAUGCUUGCAAGAUGUUACAGGAUAUUAUGUUGAACUGUUCAAAUCGCACAAAAGGAAAAAAAAAUUUCAAAUAUUAGCGAAAGUCUCACGAUUAAUCCCCUGUAAAUUACAUUGCGACGUUUUUUGUGCAUGGUAUUAGGCUUUAUCGGGCGAUGAAGUCUUGAAUGUAAUGUUCAUUUUCAGCAAUAGCGACUUGCGCGAUAUGAUCCUCGUUGUUUCAGUUGGUCAGGUUGGACAAGCACCAAAACUUUUUUUCGGUUCUAGUUUUCAAAGAUGGGCUUCAUAUUUAGUAAACAAACCCCUCAGGUGGCUGGUAAAUCGACUGAUAAUGCCCGCCGCUGCGACAUUUUCCGAAAAAUGAAUAUUUGGCCGAGAAGCGAAGCUCAGGUCAAGAGACAAAACCAAAUAUGACCACCGACAGAAGUCGCUGUUCGACAAACAAGCUUUAUAAAUUACGCAAAGGUAAAACUUGAACAACUUUAAAAGAACUCAUAAUUAUAACAAAGCACCAAGCCGACAGACCAGCACGCCUGAACAGGUGUUAUUUAUUUUAGAACUCUUUUGCUAAUUUCCGUAUCCCGCUUUGACAGAAAAUUUUGUUGACUUUUUUUUGUACUGUCCGAAGCAGCAUUUCAAAUCAGCUUUUUUAAUGUCACUACCACCGGACUCUACAUAACGAGUUCGUUUUUUCCUCCAUAUAAAGUAAUGAUGAUGAAAAAGUGAAAUUCUUGAGGUGGCUUUUCUCCGCUGACUUUCGACGCACAUAUCAAACUCUUUCCCCAGUGCGACGAACAUUUGUUUUUCUCGGUUCCAGGUGUACGCAACCACUAACCCCACGUAAUACGCAUGCUCUCCGUUACGAAUUUUCAAAAUGGCGGACAGGUUAAAGAGGGAAAUUAAAAAACACAAAGCGAUUUUGCAAUGAAUUCUCAACAUACACCCUCGUUAGAAAGGCGAAUCCACGGAAGAAAGAUACAAAACUGUAUGAUAUUGAGAUCGAUAUGAUAUUAAAUCGAUAACGAGGGCCCGUUUCAUUGCCUUCCACCACGAUUAUUAGCUUUGUUGACAGCUUUCUGAAGGCAGAAUACUUUCUUUCUGAAGAUUUCAGAUAUGCGGCUAUUGAUUAUUACACCUCGUAUACCUGAUUGCUCAAACACUUUGUUUACGAUUGUUGAAAGGACCGACUCAUGGUUCUCCGUCUUCGUCUUGACAUUGCUUUGAAAUAGUAUAGACUAGUAAGCUGAAACGAAAAAUUAAUCAGGGAAGUUUACGAAAAAUCCAGCAAACAAGCUUUAAAAAGGCAUUUAUUCAUACUUCAUACUUCAAUGAACUUCACAAAUCUUACUUGUUUAUCUUGUAAGUAAACGAUGGCAGAUUAAUUCCCGAAGCGCUUUCUGAGUUUCCCGAUCCCUCUCCUACUGCUUUCACGCUUACAAAACAAGAAAAAUCAAAAGGAGGAAGAUACAGCUGUUUUGAAACGCCAUUUGACGAAGGUAAAUCUGCUUUUUGUUCGACACUUUACAUAUCAAAACAAAGGAAUUUGUUCCUCCUUUUGAUUCUGGCGGUACAUUUUUAAUUUGCGCCUGCGUAAAAGAGAUAUCGCCCGAGACCCUUCGCUCGGUCGUGUUUUGAUCAAAAACGCCUUGUUAAUUUCACGCAACCGCUCGGAGAAAAGGUAAAAAUGACGAGGGAAAAACUUUACCUUCAAGUCAGAAAAUUAGCGAAAUAGAAAGCCACAAUAUUAUAGUUUAAUAUUUCAGAGGUACAUUGAGUGCUUUUUCCGUAGAGAAUCCGCACGAUGGUAAAACAUUCGAAAAUUACACUCGAUUUGAGUGGGGUGUUGAAGUGGACGUGGUCACUACAUUCAUGUUAAGACUAUUUGUACCCCAUGAGUUUGAUAUGAAUAAUCGGAGGACAUAUAUCGACGUGAACAGGGGUUGUUGCUUGAUAAUUGUGAUGCUGAAAAUAUUUGGCGCAAUUCGAUCAAGAGAUUUAAUUCCCCAAGGUCUCCCCAAGGUCAGUCGGCCUAUAACCCAAACAUGUUCACUGAGAGAAUUCUUAAGGGUAUGCACUAUAAAGGCGAUUUAAUAGACCCGUAGUGGCAACAACAGUGGCAGCAAUAGGAGGCUAUAAAAGGCAAUACAAAAAAAGAAAAAGACGCAUAAGAAUCUUCGUACCUAUCGCUAGCGCGGGCUUGUUUCGAAGUUAAUUAGUUUCCCUGUUAACGACGCAACAACCUAAACUUUUCUACCCUUAUGCUCUCUUACAGAUCGGAGUCCCUAAUGGCAGCAAGCAGUACUUUCAGGAGGAGUUCAGAGGCGCAAAAAUCAUAGGUAAUUUAAACGGCCCCUUAUUGCAGCGAAAGAUCACGAUCCUGACCGAAAGCUGUACCUUAUUUUCAUUUUAUUUCUGUUGCUGUUGACAACUCAAGAAGAAUAAGCCUUCAACCUCAACUUAGAAAAAUUUGGGAUAUGCCAGCCUUUAAACCACAGAUUUGAUUGAAUUAGGGAGGGAAACCUGUUUCAGCACGUUCUUAAUGUAAAUUACAUUUUUGGUUUGUAAUCUAGUACAUCUCAUACAAUGAAGUAAUUUCUCAUUUUAAGAAUAAAUGAGGAGAUUUAACUGAAUUGGCUAAGUUUUCUCAAAAUGUGUGAGAAACAGCCUUUAGAAACGAGGGUCGGGUUAAGGCCGUCAAGGUGUUUGAAAACUAUAUAGUUUUAUAUUAGAGUUCUGUCCUGUAUUGUACUGUCAAUAACUAAAGAUGUUCUUAGCUUUUUCUUGCCUUGGCCUCACUGGCUCUGAUCCACACACUAAAUAAAAUGUCAUAAGCUGACGAUAUUUCACCAUAAAACCUGUCAACUGUGAUAUUAGGGUACGGCGCACUCUCUGCAUUUGCAACAUAGUCAAUGAUGCUCUCACAAAAUCUGGCAAGACCUGCAAGGAAAACAUCAAACAUGAAAGUAGCUACACUUUUCAGGGUCCAUCUAGUAAAUAAAUCUCUCCAAAGACCUGAAAUACAGUUCAAACGAUUUGGACAAUAGUAUAGGUGGAAAGAGGCAUUCAUGGAAAGUCAUCUGUCAAACUGAGUUUCAAUUUUCUAAGAAAAAAAAAGAUAAAAAGCAGACUGCUGCCACUAAAUGGUCAGUAGUAACCAACCCUUGCAUUAUGCAUGCAAAAAUGUGCAACAAUAUACUGCAAGUACAUCUUGAAGAGAAGCUUAAAGUAUGAGCUGAAAUCAAACUCCUUCUGAUUAUAGAACAAGCAAAUGUGCUGGUUCUUUGUAACUGAUUUGGCACAAAUGUUUCAACUUCAACCUUCUAGAACCACAUUUUUUGCAUUUUAAAUCUGAUGCAACAUGCUGCUGAUUGAACUCUAAUCUCCUCAGAGCCAUUGUCCUCUAGAUCCAUGUGAAGACAGAAAUGAUAUCGAAGAAAUUUAUGUGUGAUAUUCAAAACCGUUUUCUUUUUUGUUUCUACUUUUAAAUUUUUCUAGAGAUGAAUUCCUCGCAAGAUCUUGACACUCACUUGGCGAAUGGAAAUAAGCAACGAAUUGUGUAUUACAGCUGCAAGGCAGGCGAGGGUGUGGAUCGUGACAAGCAGAUUGUGAAGGCUCUGAAGCGCCACAUAAUUGGAACUGAAAUGAAGGUGAAUACCACAUGCCUCUACCUUGCAAAUGAAACAUUUCCAGUUCAGUCCCUUGUGCAGUGUGUUAAGAAUAAUGUGAAGAAACACGUUGAAGAUUGUGAUCCAUUUCAAGCUGAAAAAGCCAGUGAUUCGUUAAAGUACUGCGAUAUUAAGAUGGAUGAUUAUGGAAAGAUAAAAGACUUUCAAAAGGACGACACGGCUGCCAUCAUAAUUUAUGCCUCUGUGGGACUAGUAGCAGUGAUUUUUGUUGCUGGCAGUGCAUGGGAUUUGACAAAGACUCGUGAUCAACGGAAAAAGGAAGAAGGUACAGGUAUGUUGUAGACGAGUGAUAUGUCAGAAAUAAAAAUAGAAGUAAAGAAUAAUUCAAAUAAAGAUCAAAGGCUUAGGUUCGAUCAAAUUAUAAAGAGGUGGUCAUUAGCUAAUUUCUUGCUGAUUUCUUACUCAGAUACGAGGUCUAAUACAUUUGGGGGCUCGUUCGUGUUUACACGUGGAACAGAAAGAGGUAUAUGCAUGCUUAUCUUAAGGAUCAAGAUCCCUACUGAGAUCAUACCAUGCUUGACAGACCAUAUCCUUGUAGGCCAAAUAAGGAAGUGCGCAACCUUUCCCUCCUCUACUGGCAAGUACAUUUACUGCGCGCCUAAUCAACCUUUCUCCCUCUGAUUUCCCUUAUAGUUAGUGGAAAAUCAAGCGGUAGCAUCGGCUUGGAAACAUUCGAAGACCCGAUAGAGAUAUGUGUAACAAGGGGAGAGGAAUACAAAGACCGCUGA
This is a messenger RNA of Pocillopora meandrina, 6836 nucleotides long. NCBI's taxonomy places the organism in Eukaryota, Metazoa, Cnidaria, Anthozoa, Scleractinia, Pocilloporidae. The record is from the annotation of a GenBank genome assembly.